Molecule: messenger RNA, 597 nt
Organism: Fundulus heteroclitus (mummichog)
Lineage: Eukaryota; Metazoa; Chordata; Actinopteri; Cyprinodontiformes; Fundulidae
Gene: birc5b
Product: baculoviral IAP repeat containing 5b
Exons: 4
Coding region: 76-462 (128 amino acids)
Source: RefSeq, a predicted model, not a curated record
GCACAUAUCCAACAGUCCUGGCUCCAACCUGGGAGUUCAAUUUGGUGUUGGCCUGAGGCUGUUGUAGCUGGAAGCAUGGCGAGCAUUGACCAGCUGACAGAAAGGUUUUUAACAUACAACAAAAUGUACUGUUACAAUCAGCGGGAGCAGACCUUUGCAGAUUGGCCAUUUAGAGAGGACUGCAACUGUACACCUGAAAAGAUGGCCAAGGCUGGUUUUGUCCACUGCCCCAGUGAGAAUGAACCAGACGUGGCCUGCUGUUUCUUCUGUCUGCUUGAGCUCGAGGGCUGGGAGCCAGAUGAUGAUCCCGGGUCUGAGCAUGGAAAACGCUCCCCUAACUGUGGAUUCUUAUUAAAGAAUAAGGACUAUACUGAGCUGACUGUCUCUGAAUACUUCAACCUUGAAAAAGACAGGCUGAAAACCUACAUUGAUUAUUCGGAAGAAGAUAGUAGAAAUGUGUGAUGAAGCAGAUCGAAUUCUUGAGAUCCUAAAAUCUAUGUUGGAGAGAGAAUAAUUGCUGGGACUAAUAUUUUAAAUGUAAAAAAUAUCUUAAACUUUCCUUGAACACUUUUUUUGUUUUUUUUUAAAUGAGAAUAA